AUGACUGACUAUACAACCUCCUCAAAUGAUUCAUCGGAUUCGGAAAACAUUAAGACGACCCAGGCAAAUCCAAAGGACUUGAGAAGCCGACCUGGCAAUAGCCAGGUGACGGUUAGGAGAGAGGGACUCAGGAGCGCAAGGCUCCUAGAGAAGAGGAAGGCGGAAGAGACCGACAACAGCGAUAGGUCCCGAUCGCCCAUCAAGGUCGACGACUCAACGCCGUUCGCCACCUCUAAGGAAGAAGACUCCGAUGAUGGUGAGAAAGUCACCAGAAAAAAGGAAGGGAAGUGGGAAAUCCCCAGAGAUGACGAAGGAAAUACAGACGAAGAACGUCUGAUAGAGAAGGCAACCAGAGGUAGGGGCAGGCCCGAGACAACUGGGGGAUACCGAUCGAAGAAGGAAUUUAUGGCAAGGAAACUUGCCAUAAUGGAGCAGAAGAGAGAGGAAGCUCUCUUGAAAGGGUUGGAAAAUCCCACGGAGGAGUUCCUAGACUGUACCGCCAACAGGAAGUACAAGGCGGAAAUUAGAAGGAUGACGGAACACCUGGAGGAGGCACCCUUCCGCGAUAUAGCAGCGACGAUACUCGAAGCGUCCGCUAAAGUCCUCGGCUUUUCACAAAAAUCGAAAAGCCUCAAAGGAACCCACGUAAAGGUCCUCAGGGAUGCAGCUGCAGCGAUAACAGCAGGAGCAAACGUCCUGUCCAUGCAAAUGGCGCAGGACAAAUGCGGAAACAAUCUCGACCUGAUAGAGGAACUGAGGACGGAGAACGUAGGUCUGAAGACGUCGCUGAGGGAGGUUAAGAAAGAAUUAGAGGAGGUAAAACAAAUGCUUCAAGGUAUAAGGGAGGCACCGCUGCAGGUAGCGGUAUCCUCCCCGCCCUCGAAACAACCGGGAAGUACGGGUCGGGGUAUAAAGGAGGCACCGCAACAAAUGGCGGGUGCUUCCUCGCCCCUGAUCCGCACAGAAGGGAUAGGAAGGGCGAUCACGCCACCUAUGGUCGAUAUGGAGGAGGAGGAGGAAGUCCUGACUGGAGUCAUUGAGAUUCAAAAGGGACUGAUUCCAACGGUGAAGAGAAACCCGGUGAGGGAAGCCAGGGUCGCGAAUAGACUAGCAGGUCCCAAGAUCAGGGAAAUUGUCCCCCUGAAAACCAAAGUUAGGGUGGAAAAGAGGGUGGAAUUAGUAAAAGGAGAAGAGAAGGGACUGGGAGAGGAGGUGUCGAGAAUAGUGUUCCAGGCCCUGAACGAGUGGAAGGCACAGGAGGCUCCCAAACAGGGGGCCUGGAAAAACAAAGGAAAAGGAGAGGUGAAAGAAACCAGGGAUCAAGGAAGGGCACAAAACAAGGAAAACUAUAAUAGAGAGUAUCCUCAGCUUCCACCUACGAGAAAGGGACAACAAACACAACAUAGCAGGGAGGAGGCACCUAAACCACAGGAAAUGUGGACGAAAGUGAAAGAAAGGAAAAAGAAUAAGAGGAGAGUCCCCAAUACGGCGACGGUGACAAUCACUGCCGAAAAAGGACAUUAUAAGGACUUGCUAGCAGAGGCAAAAAGGAAGAUAGAUCUAGAUGGGAUUGGUAUCGAUAAGAUAAAGACAAGAGUAGGGGCCACCGGAGCACUCGUGAUUGAGAUACCAGGCGAAGAAAGGAGCAAGCAGGCGGAUCUACUGGCGGAUGAACUGAAAGAGGUCUUGACAGAUAGGGCACGAGUAGGCAGGCCGCAGAAAAUGGGGGAACUCAGAUUGAAAGGGCUGGAGAUAUCCACUACGGAGAGCGAGGCGGCGGAGGCAGUGGCUAAGGCAGGGGGUUGUAAAGUAGGAGAGGUGAAGACCGGGAGUUUGAGAAUAGCCUAUAAUAAUUACCGGACACUGUGGAUACAGUGCCCCCUCGCGGCGGCCAAGAGGGUUGCAGAGAUAGGCAGUGUUAGGAUUGGAUGGACGCAGACAAAGGCAGAGCUACUGCAGGCAAGGGCCCUGCAAUGUUACAGGUGCCUAGAAAAAGGGCACGUGCAAACAAACUGCAAGAGUAGCAAGGACAGGCGCGAAAAUUGUUAUAGAUGCGGAGAACCCGGUCACUUGGCUCGGGAGUACUGUACUAUGGAUGAUAUAUCCAAAGACAUUUUAGAAGAACUAGCUCGCAUCAAGGAGGAAAGGGAAGUAUCAUUUAAAGAAGAACGUUUAUCCGUUUUCGUCAAUUUCAUUCUGAAGAAGGAGCAUUCACAUAAAUAUGUGGACCAAAACCAGAAAAAAUUCGGAGAUCAAAAUCUCGAAGACGUGGAUAAGAAGAAGAAUCUAAAAUUUUUAAAAACUCGGCCUCUUUUUCUAAUCGGGAUUUCAAAGAAAUGUCGCAUUGCAAAUCGCACAAUUCUUCCUGAAGAAAUAGACUUUGUUCCUCGAUUUGCGCGAUAA
Harpegnathos saltator (Jerdon's jumping ant) is the source of this 2403-nucleotide messenger RNA. RefSeq lists its product as uncharacterized. The transcript has 3 exons. The record is from RefSeq and is a predicted model, not a curated record. The coding region runs from base 1 to 2403 and encodes 800 amino acids. NCBI's taxonomy places the organism in Eukaryota, Metazoa, Arthropoda, Insecta, Hymenoptera, Formicidae. Gene Ontology annotation, molecular function: nucleic acid binding; zinc ion binding.